Coccinella septempunctata (seven-spotted ladybird) is the source of this 1805-nucleotide messenger RNA. RefSeq names its product fatty acyl-CoA reductase wat-like. The record is from RefSeq and is a predicted model, not a curated record. Lineage: Eukaryota; Metazoa; Arthropoda; Insecta; Coleoptera; Coccinellidae. Bases 180 to 1730 code for a protein of 516 amino acids. Gene Ontology annotation, molecular function: alcohol-forming very long-chain fatty acyl-CoA reductase (NADP+) activity. The transcript is spliced from 8 exons. Gene Ontology annotation, cellular component: peroxisome. Gene Ontology annotation, biological process: long-chain fatty-acyl-CoA metabolic process.
ACAUAUCAUUCGUCUCUUGUAGAGUACACCACGCACGCGAGUUCUCGUGGAUUGAACACCGAUAAAUAAGCCGAUUCCGAAACCAAUCAGUCUGCUGGUAGAGGUGCAUAUGUGAAACCAGCCGACAAAUUUUUGUGUCUGCUCUUUUUUUUUUGGAAGUGAAUUGGGCUCUGACAAUCAUGGAAAUCCAAGACGCCAUCGCCAAGGACCAAGAGCUCACCCCUAUCCAAUCCUUCUACAAGGACGCCAACAUCCUGAUCACAGGCGGUACAGGUUUCCUGGGCUGCCUACUGUUGGAGAAACUGCUAAGAUCAUGCACUGACAUCUCGACCAUCUACCUCCUGGUGAGGAGCAAGAAGGGAAAAGACCUGGAGACAAGGGUGGACGAACUGUUCGAGGAUCUGGUGUUCGACAAGAUGAAGAAGGCGAACCCCAAGUUUAGGCACAAGGUCGUGCCCAUCGAGGGCGACUGCUGCCUGCCCCAAGUCGGGCUGAAGGACCAAGAUGUACAGAUGCUCAUCGAUAAGGUCAACAUCGUGUUCCACGUGGCUGCCACGGUAAGAUUCGACGAAAAACUCAAGAAUGCCACGACCAUAAACGUGAAAGCUUCCCUUUACAUCGUGGAAAUGGCGAGGAAAAUGAAGAAUCUGAAAUGUUUCAUGCAUAUAUCCACUGCCUAUACGAACUGCGUGCAACCGUUGAUCCAGGAAAAAAUUUACCCACCACCUUUGGAGUACGAGGAAUUGAUUAAAAUUGCUGACAAUGUACCCGAGAACCUCUUAUGUGAUAUGACAGAACAGAUUAUUGGAGAAUGGCCAAACACCUACGCCUUCACGAAGGCUGUAGCUGAAGAUGUUAUAGCAAAGAAAGGUCGAGGGAUGCCCACAGCCAUAUUCAGACCUUCUAUAAUCAUCUCAACAUACAGAGAACCAAUACCAGCCUGGAUAAACAACAUAUAUGGUCCAACAGGAAUUGCCGCUGCUGCAGGCACUGGAAUUUUGAGAACACUACACUGUGAUCAUACGCUAAACGGAAACAUGAUCCCAGUUGAUAUGUGUGUGAAUUCAUUGAUUGCAGUAGCGUGGGAGGUUGGUACAAAUUACCAAAAGGACAAAGACAAGGCCAUCGAACAAGAAGUACCAGUUUACCAUUACGAAUCAAGCACAGACAGGCCUAUCACGUGGGGUUACUUCAUGAAACUGAACGGUAAAUACGGUCAGCAAUAUCCAACAAUACGAGCCAUGUGGUUCUACUGUUUGACUUUAUGGAAAAACGUAUACAUGUACCAGCUGACAAAGUUCUUCUUCCACCUUAUCCCAGCUCUACUGAUCGACCUGUUCUUCUUGAUCAUUAGGAGAAAACCGAUGAUGUUGAAGAUCUACAAGAAGAUCCACAAAUUCUCAGCUGUGCUAGCUUACUUCACAACGAGAAACUUCAAGUUUCAAUCGAACAGGGUGAAGAAUAUGUUGGACAAUAACAUGACUGCCACGGAUAAGCAGAUAUUCUUCUGCGACCUCAGGGAGCUGGACUGGGAGAAAUUCUUCCAGGUAUACCUGAAGGGUCUGAGGAUAUAUCUGCUUCAAGAUGACCUCUCCUCCUUGGAUCGAGCCCUUGUCAUGUGGGGAAGAUUUCGUAUAUUGCACUGGACACUGAAAACAGUUUGUGCUUUAUUGUUCCUGAGGAUAUUGUGGUAUUUAGUUUCUGUUCUGUGUGGUAUUAUGUUUACAUAAUUUUUAUCUGCCUUUUUUAUUGUGUACUAUGUUAAUAUUUGAUGUAUAUUCCUUGAUAAUAUUUAUUUUAUCCAU